This is a messenger RNA of Carlito syrichta (Philippine tarsier), 11370 nucleotides long. It is a transcript of the gene RNF213, whose product is annotated as ring finger protein 213. Gene Ontology annotation, cellular component: membrane; cytosol; nucleolus. Gene Ontology annotation, molecular function: ATP hydrolysis activity; ubiquitin-protein transferase activity. Lineage: Eukaryota; Metazoa; Chordata; Mammalia; Primates; Tarsiidae. The transcript has 39 exons. The annotation marks the transcript as partial. Gene Ontology annotation, biological process: ubiquitin-dependent protein catabolic process; sprouting angiogenesis; negative regulation of non-canonical Wnt signaling pathway. The record is from RefSeq and is a predicted model, not a curated record.
AUGGAAUGCCCUUCGUGCAGGCAUGUCUGCAAAGAGGAAGCCCCCAAGUACUGCAGCCAGUGCGGGAACAGGCUGCCUCCUGUCGCCUCUGUAGCAGAUUCUGAGAACAACUCCAUGAUGGCAUCGGCCCCAGAGGGCAAAAUGGAAUGUGGGGAGGAGCUGAAGGACGAAGGGAGCCCUUGCUUGUCUCCGGGCUCAAGCGAUUGGCAAGAAAACCAAGACAAGCCCAGUUCUGAUGGCCCCUGGAUCACCAAAGAAAGCAAAAAGAAGAAAAGGAAGAAGAGAAGUAAUCGCAGCACUUCUUCAUCCUCAGAGCUGGAUUCCUUGCCCCUGUCUCCUUCCAGCCCCUAUAGUCUGAAUUCGCUUUCACUCUUGGAGACUCAGGAUACAGCCCUGUCCCAGAACCAGAAUCAGCAAGUUGGUCCAAGUGGCCAGCUGAACCAGACCCCCGGCAUAGGCGUGACUCCGCUGGAGGGUGACAGCCCCGCCAUGCACACUACGUUUGGCGAUAGCCCCUUGCAGGGCCAGGCUGCAGGAGGAGCAGGAACCGCCCUGGAAGGCGAGGCUCGGAGGAGUCCCCCACCACAGGACCUGACAGAAGGGAAGGACCAGGACACCUCUGUUCCCUCUGAGGGCAGAGGCCUCUCCCAGGAGGGGGCCGGCCCUACCAUCUCUGCUUGUGAAGGCCAUCCUGGGGCUAAAGAUGCUGCUCAGGAGAUCCUGUUGUCUGAGUCCAAAGCGGGCAGCUCUGAGCCCAGGAAAGAACCACAGAGUGCCAGGCAGCGGGCAGGAGCUCCAGCCUCUGGGGCAACCAAUGCUGCAGAUGAGCCAGUGAAUUCAGGUAAAGAGGCCAGGAAAGAAAUUAAAGACAAGACUGAGAAAACAAAACAGCCACCUGAGACCACUCCUGCUUCUAACAAAAAACACAGCCAGGAAGCCGAGACCAUGGACAAGAUGGCUGUCACUGGAGAGAAAGCUGGUAAAAAUGAGAAAGGGAAGCCAGAAGACUCGAAGAAGCCUGAAGGGAAUGACACAAAUUAUGCAGCUGCGGUGAAGAAGGAGAAGGAGCCAGGAAACCAGAACGCUAGGACCCAGGAAGUGAAGGAGAGCACACUGAGUCCUGGUGAAGGAAUCACGGUGUACUUUCACGCCAUCAUCUCUAAAGAUUUUGCAUUCAACCCGGACCACCAUAAAGUCUUUAUCAGGGGGGGAGAAGAACUUGGACAGCCAAAAUGGAGCAGGAACAUCUGUGAGCUGCAUUGUACCAGAGACUUAAAGGACAGUGGCUGUCUCGUUGAAGGUAGUACUGUCAUCUCCAAGAAGAACCUGAAUAAAUCCAUUCCUUAUAAGUAUGUCAUCUGUAACAACAAGAGCUCCUGUGAUUAUGAGUUCAUCUACAAGCGCCAGCAGAAGGAGGGCGAGUAUGUCAAUCGCUGUCUGUGCAUAAAGUCCUCACUUCUGGGCUCAGGAGACUGGCAUCAGUAUGAUGACAUAGUUUGCAUGAAACCUCCUGGGAAGAUUCAGAAAUUCAUGAACCACAUAACAGAUGGGACAAGGAAGGAUCUGGUGAAAGGAAAGCAAUUUGCCGCCAGAGUCAUGCUGGACAGCAUCUUCAGCAUCCUCCAGACCUGGGACACUAUCAACUUAAACAACUUUUUCAUCCAGUUCCAGCAGUUUUACUCUGUUGUCCGAGUCCCUAUGAUUUAUGAAGGACGUGCACUGCAGUGGAACACUUUGCAGUAUGGAGAGGAGGAGGUGAAGAAAGACCUGUGGGAGUAUUUGAAAAAGCAAAUGGCACCAUUUCUGAGUGGAAAAAGUGGGAACUCUCUGCCUAAAGACUGCCCAGUGAAGAGUAAAUUGGGAAUGGGUCUAAUUGCCCUGUUCUCAGUGGAAAAAUGUAACUUUCCCUUAUCAGAAAGUGACCUGGUCUCACUCUGUUACCUCUUGAGCCCGAGCACCAGUUCACCAGAUGACCUUCGCAAUGACUUAAGCCACAUCCUCAAGACAUCUCAGAGCUGGCGUGCAUACCUGGUGAACCUGUGUCAAAGGUGCAUGGACAAACAGGUCCCCCACUGGCUGUACACUCUGCCUGUUCUACACUGCUGCAUGGAGCUGUCCCCUCAGGGGAAGGACUCCGUGCGUCAGCCUGAGGACACCUGGGCCGCCCUCGAAGGAAUAUCCUUCUCACAGUUUCGGGAAAAAAAACCAGACCAGAGUCAAUUACUUCAGCUUAUGGAAAAGAAGCAUUUAUUGAGUAUAGAUGAAUACCUCUUCCGAUCCUGGUUUAGUCUGCUACCUCUGGGCAGCCUGGUUCACUAUAUUGAAAACUUCACUGAACACUUUAAUCAAUUUCCUGGUCAAGUCCUGGACUGUUUUCUAGGGUCUUACUACCGGCUACAAGGACUUCGGGAAAUCUCUUACCAGAAUCUGGAGGAUAUUGAGAACAUUUUAAAAAUGCUGUUGCACUUGCUGGAGGCUUAUCAAAACAAGAUUCCUGAGGAGACCUUGUUUCAGUCCUACCUGACUGUGUGCCUGAAACUCCAUGAGACUAUCUGCAGCAUUACCAAGCACCGGAAGUUUUAUGAGAUGCUUGCUUUAUCUGCUGAGAUUGUUUGCAGAAUUAUCAUACUUCUACCUCUAGAGGAUUCUACAGAAGGACAAGGAAACAAAACUGCAAAGAAUUCAGUCAAAACAGUCUUCCAGGGUACUCUUGCUGCUACUAGAAGUUGGCUCCGAGAAAUUUUUAAAGAAAACAUGUUGAAGCAUAGCUAUAUUUCAACUAUCUCAUUCACUUAUUCUGAGGAAAUUGAGGUCUGGAGGCGGCUGGUGGAAAUACACUUCCCCGCAGAGCAUGGCUGGAAGGAGUCGUUGCUGGGAGACAUGGAAGGGAGGCUCAAGCAGGAGAGGCCUCUCUCCCAGAUCUCUGCCUACUGCAGCAUUUACUGGGACACCGCGGGCUUGGAGGACAGUGUCGCCAAGUGCUUCGAGAAGUGUGUCAUUGAAGCUGUGAGCUCUGCCUGCCAGUCUCAGACCAGUAUCCUUGAGGGUCUCUCUUAUCGUGAUUUGCGGAAAUUUGGCACCCUUGUGUCUGCUGUGAUUACUAAGUCCUGGCCUAGACACAGUGGGGAAGCUGUGGAUGACUUGGAUACAAUUUUAAAACACCUGCUCACAUGGCCAGAUGUCAAACAUCUCUUCCAACUGUUUGGAACUGAUGAGAAAAUAUUAGCAAAUAUUACAGAGGAUGGCAAGAAGUUGAUGGCUGCUGCUGACUCUGUUUUCACAAAAAUUACCAGUGACCUUCUACAUGGAACGGUUUUAGUUGGACAGCUGCACUUGAUCAUGAAGCACAAGACUCAGUUUCUCAACAUCUGGCAGUCAAAGGAAAAAAGUAUUUCACCCAAGCAGGAAAGAUGUGAUAUGGGAAAAGUGCUGGAGUGGAGGAAUGAUGAACUGCUUUUCCUAAUGAGAGAGAAGAGAUAUGUGGAUAGUCUCUUGAAGCUGUGUGGGAGUGUGAGACACCUGAUACAAGUGGAUUUUGGAGUGAUUGCAACAAAACACUCGGAAGACCUCAGCAGUAAAAGAUUAAAUGAAGCUGUGACAGUGAGAUUGCCCACCUCCCCGAACUCACGGAUGACAACACAUUACAACCUGAGCCCCAAAGUCCAAGAAAUGGCUAAGAAGAUAGACUUGCUAAAAGACAGUCACAUCUUCCAGAUCAUCUGGGAAGAAUCUGCGAAGUCACUGAGUAAGCCUGAGGAGGAACUGGAAGCCGCAGAGGUGCUGAGUGGGUCUGAAGAAGAAUCAGAAAGGCAAAUACUUGACCUUGAAGCGGUGUAUGGUUAUUUGUAUAAUCUUUGUUACAAAAAGUUUAUUAGACUUUAUCAGGAUCUAAAGUCAGGAGAGGUCACCUUUGCCAAAAUCGAUGUCAUCUUCAAGGACUUUGUGAAUAAAUACCCUGACCUGAUUCUAGACCUCAAGAUCAUGUGUACUGUCGAUAACCAGGACAAAAGGGAUUGGAUCAAGGAGCGAGUUGAGCAGAUCAAGGAAUACCAUCACCUGCACCAGGCUGUCAACUCAGCCAAGGUCAUCUUGCAGGUCAAAGAAAAUUUGGGACUGACUGGUGACUUCAGUGUUCUUCACACUUUGUUAAACUUUACUGAUAACUUUGACAACUUUCGUGAGGAAAAACUGGUCCGGAUCAGCCAGCAGCUUAUCCGGGCCAAAAAGCUACUCCAGGACAUCAACACGACCCGGUGCCACUGUCUGAAGGAGCUGUCUCUGAGAAAGGAGUUCAUCAGCUGGGUUCGGGAAGCUCUUGGAGGCAUCAAUGAGCUGAAGGUGUUUGUGGACCUGGCUUCCAUUUCAGCAGGGGAGAACGACAUAGACGUGGACCGGGUGGCCUGCUUCCAUGACGCAGUACAGGGCUAUGCAUCCCUGCUGUAUAAACUAGACUCAAGAGCGGAUUUUGAUGUGUUCAUGGAGCAUCUGAAAGAGCUGUGGAAGGCUCUGGACAAUGACCAGCACCUACCCAGGAAACUGUGCGAUUCUGCAAGGAACUUGGAGUGGCUGAAAACUGUGAAGGAAAGUCAUGGGUCUGUGGAACUCUCAUCCCUGUCCCUGGCCACUGCCAUCAACAGCAGAGGCAUCUAUGUGAUCAAGGCUCCCAAAGGUGGCCAAAAGGUUUCCCCAGACACAGUUCUACGCUUGAUCCUUCCCGAGGGUCGUGGCGGCCAUGAGGAGAUUCGAAUCUAUUCUUUAGAAGACCUGAAGGAGCUUUUAAACAAACUGAUGCUGAUGUCUGGCAAAAAAGAUCACAAUAAUGUUGAAGUGGAGAGAUUUUCUGAGGUGUUCUGUGGCAUGCAGAGGCUCGUCCAGGCUUUCAUAGACCUGUACUCUGCUGGAAACAUGCUGUUUAGAACCUGGACCACCGAGGUCUACUGCUCCCCCAGGCAGGACGUGUCCAUCCGAAUGGACUUUGGCUUGGAGCUGGUGAGCCAACUUGCAGGGUGCGGAGAUGUCACUGAGCUGCUGGCUGUGCUCUGCAGGCAGAUGGAGCACUUCCUGGACGACUGGAAGAGUUUCGUGACCGAGAAGCGCAUGGAGCACUUUUACCUCAACUUCUACACAGCCGAGCAGCUGGUUUACCUUAGCACUGAGCUCAAGAAGCAGACUCCUAGCGAAGCCGCCCUAACGAUGCUGUCCUUCAUCAAAGGCCACUGCACCCCAGGGGAUGUCUUAAGGGCGUCUAGGGAGCACAGUGGUAAGGCUGCUAGAUACCUUGAGAGGAAGGUGACUGAAGAGUUGCCGCUGAUGCUCUUCUCUGAGUUCAGCCUGGUGGACAAGCUGAGGGUCAUCAUGGAACAGUCGAUGGCGUGCUUGAGUGCCUUCCUGCCUGAAUGCCUAGACCUGGAGGCCCUCGGUCACUAUCUGGCUCACCUGGCAAGGGUGGGUGGACCUCCCGUGGAGCGGCAUCUCCCAAGAGGCCUGCAGGCUGGCCAGCCCAACCUUGUCAUCUGUGGCCACUCCGAAGUGUUGCCAGCUGCCCUGGCCAUCUACAUGCAAGUCCCGAGCCAGCCCUUACCCACCUAUGACGAGGUGCUGCUUUGUACCGCGGCAACUACAUUUGAAGAGGUGGCACUGCUGCUGCGCCGCUGCCUCACCCCAGGCUCCCAGGGGCACAAGGUUUACAGCCUGCUGUUCGCAGACCAGCUAAGCUACGAGGUGGCCUGCAGGACGGAGGCACUCUUCCAGAGCUUGUGCACACAGCGCCACUGCGAGGACUACCAGCUUGUGAUAGUCUGUGACUGUGACCGGGAGCAUUGCUACCUCCCCUCUGCCUUCAGCCAGCACAAGGUCCUCGUCACCCCCCAGGAACCCCUCGAGGCCAUUCAGGCCUACCUGGCGCAUCAUUACCAGGUCCCAGGGCAGACCCUGUCGGCAGCGGCUGUGUUCAGGGACCGGCUGUGCAUUGGGAUCGUGGCCUCGCAGAGAGCGGGUGUUGGAAAGUCUCUCUAUGUGAAGAGAUUGCAUGACAAACUGAAGAUGAUGAAGAUAAGCAAGAAAAAGGUACCUCUAAAAACGAUUCGAUUGAUCGACCCCCAGGUGGAUGAAAGCCACGUCCUGGGCUCCCUUCUGCCUUUCCUGGAUGCACAGUACCAGAAAACACCCAUGAUAUUCCACUUGGAUGUGACCUCUUCAGUGCAGACUGGAAUUUGGGUGUUCCUUUUCAAACUCCUCAUUUUACAGUACUUAAUGGAUGUAAAUGGGAAAAUGUGGCUUCGGAACCCAUGUCAUUUAUAUAUCAUUGAAAUCCUGGAAAGGAAUUCGGUACGGCCAAAGAGGUCUUCAACAUUGAAUGCACGUGUCCCCCAGUUCAGUUUUCUUGAUAUCUUCCCAAAAGUCACCUGUAGACCUCCCAAAGAAGUUAUAGACAUGGAACUGACACCCAUAAGGAGCUACACAGACCCUGGGAUGGAUCAGAGAGAGUUCUGCAGUGAAACUUUCCAAAGACCUUACCAGUAUUUAAGACGAUUUCAUCAAAAUCAAAACCUAGACAUGUUUCAAUACCAGAAAGACUCUAUUGAAGGUACCCCAGAGGAAUGCCUCCAACAUUUCCUGAUUUACUGUGGGGUAAUAAACCCAUCCUGGUCAGAGCUUCGGAACUUUGCUCAGUUCCUGAAUUACCAGCUCAGAGAUUGUGAGGCCUCGCUCUUCUGCAAUUCAGAUUUUACUGGAGACACACUGAGGGGCUUCAAGAACUUUGUGGUGACCUUCAUGAUUUUUAUGGCAAGAGAUUUUGCCACUCCAACACUUCACACCUCUGACCAAAGCCCAGGCAAGCACAUGGUCACCAUGGAUGGGGUUAAGGAAGAAGAUUUAGCCCCUUUUUCUCUGCGAAAGAGAUGGGAGUCAGAGCCCCACCCAUAUGUUUUCUUUAAUAAUGACCAUACGUCCAUGACGUUCAUAGGCUUCCAUCUACAGCCCAACAAGAAUGGCAGUGUUGACGCCAUCAAUCACUUGAAUGGGAGGGUAAUCAAGAAAGACGUCAUGACCAUGGACCUGUAUAAGGGGCUAUCGCUUCAGAGGGUGCCCUUCAAUAUUGACUUUGAUAACCUGCCCAGACAUGAGAAACUUGAAAGGCUCUGCCUAGCCUUAGGGAUUCAGUGGCCCAUUGACCCUGAUGAAACAUAUGAGCUCACAACAGACAAUAUGCUUAAGAUCCUUGCCAUUGAAAUGCGCUUCCGGUGUGGGAUCCCAGUUAUCAUCAUGGGAGAAACUGGCUGUGGGAAAACCAGGCUUAUUAAAUUCCUUAGCGACCUGCGUCGUGGGGGUGUUGAUGCUGACACUAUAAAGCUGGUCAAGGUACAUGGAGGAACGACUGCAGAUAUGAUAUACACCAAAGUCACAAAGGCUGAAAAACUUGCCUUCUUUAAUAAGGACCAACAUGGGUUGGACACCAUCUUGUUCUUUGAUGAAGCCAACACAACAGAAGCCAUAAGCUGUAUCAAAGAAGUCCUGUGUGACUGUACGGUGGAUGGCCAGCCCCUGGCUAAGAACUCUGGCUUGCAUAUCAUAGCAGCCUGCAACCCUUACAGGAAGCACACUGAGGAGAUGAUCUGCCGUUUGGAGGCAGCCGGUUUGGGUUAUAGGGUCAGUGCAGAGGAGACGGCCGACAGGCUGGGCUCCAUUCCUCUGAGGCAGCUAGUGUACCGAGUCCAUGCUCUGCCCCCGAGCCUGAUUCCUCUGGUGUGGGACUUUGGACAACUGAAUGACAUUGCUGAAAAGCUCUACAUACAGCAGAUUGUCCAGAGACUAGUUGACUCCAUCUGCCUAGAUCAAAAUGAGACUCAUGUGAUCACAGAAGUGCUUUCUGCCUCUCAGGGUUUCAUGAGGAAAAGAGAAAACGAAUGCAGUUUUGUCAGCCUCAGGGAUGUGGAGCGCUGUGUGAAAGUGUUCACAUGGUUUUACAAUCACAGCGAGAUGCUCUUAUUACAGCUACAGUCCUUUCUCUGUGAGUCCAGCAUCAGCAAAAGUCACUUUGAGAGAGAUCCUGUCCUCUGGUCCCUGGUGCUGGCCAUUGGGGUGUGUUAUCAUGCCUCUUUAGAAAAGAAAGACUCCUAUCGGAAAGCCAUUUCCAGGUUCUUUCCAAAACCAUAUAAUGAUAGCAAGGUUAUUCUGGAUGAAAUAACUCAAACACAGGAUCUUUUUCUGAAUGGUGUGCCUCUGAGGAAAACCAUUGCCAGGAACUUGGCUUUGAAGGAGAAUGUCUUCAUGAUGGUUAUCUGCAUUGAGCUUAAGAUUCCCCUCUUCCUGGUGGGGAAACCUGGCAGCUCCAAAUCUCUUGCCAAGACCAUUGUGGCAGAAGCCAUGCAAGGCCAGGCUGCCCACUCAGAUCUCUUCCGGAGCCUGAAGCAGGUCCAUCUGGUGUCGUUCCAGUGCAGCCCACAUUCCACCCCCCAAGGCAUCAUAGGCACUUUUAAGCAGUGUGCCCGCUUUCAGCAGGGGAAGGACCUGCAGCAGUAUGUCUCGGUGGUGGUGUUAGAUGAGGUUGGACUGGCAGAAGACUCACCCAAAAUGCCUCUGAAGGCUCUGCACCCACUGCUGGAAGAUGGGUGCAUUGAAGAUGAUCCCGCCCCGCACAAAAAAGUUGGCUUCGUGGGCAUUUCCAACUGGGCCCUCGAUCCUGCCAAGAUGAACCGGGGCAUUUUUGUGUCACGUGGCAGUCCCAACAAGAAAGAGCUCAUAGAGAGUGCCAAGGGGAUCUGCUCUUCAGACAGCCUCGUUCAAGACAGAAUCCAAGGGUACUUUGGUUCCUUUGCCAGAGCCUAUGAAACGGUAUGUAAGAGCCAAGACAAGGAAUUCUUUGGGCUUCGUGACUACUACAGCCUCAUCAAAAUGGUCUUUGCCACAGCAAAAGCUUCUAACAAAAAGCCUUCCCCACAAGAUAUUGCACAGGCUGUCCUUCGGAACUUCAGCGGCAAAGAUGACAUCCAUGCUUUGGACAUUUUUACAGCCAGUUUGCCUGAGGCAAAGUGCUCGGAAGAAGUGAGCACCAUGCAGCUGAUCAAGCAGAACAUUUUCGGGACUCUUCAGGAUUCAGAUGGAGAGCUGGAAGAAGCAGAGUCCCGCUAUUUACUUGUGCUGACCAAAAACUAUGUGGCCCUGCAGAUCCUGCAGCAGACGUUCUUCAGUGAGGAACAGCAGCCGGAGGUUAUUUUUGGUUCCGGUUUUCCCAGGGAUCAAGAGUACACCCAGAUCUGCAGAAAUAUCAACCGAGUGAAGAUCUGCAUGGAGACAGGCAAGAUGGUACUGCUGCUCAACCUGCAGAACCUCUAUGAGAGCCUCUAUGACGCGCUCAACCAGUACUACGUUUACCUGGGGGGUCAGAAGUAUGUGGACCUCGGUCUGGGGACCCAUCGUGUCAAAUGUCGGGUUCACCCGGACUUCCGCCUGAUAGUCAUUGAAGAGAAAGAUGUCGUGUACAGACACUUUCCCAUCCCCCUCAUCAACCGGCUGGAGAAGCACUAUCUGGAUAUCCACACUGUGCUGGAGAAGUGGCAAAAGAGCAUCGUGGACGCGCUUAAGCUGUGGGUGGGGAAAUUCAUCGAUAUGAAGUUAGAACACUUGCUAGGCAAACACAAUUACAGCCCCGCUGACGCCUUCAUUGGCUACCACUCUGAUGCCUGUGCCUCCGUGGUGUUGCAGGUCCUAGAGAGACAAGGCCCUAGGGACUUGACUGAGGAACUUUACCAGAAGGUGUCUGAAGAGGCUAAGUUGGUCCUACUGAAUUGCGCCACGCCCGAUGCCGUCAUCCGGCUGAGUGCCUCUUCCCUGGGCAUGUUUGUGGCACAGUCCCUGUCGCGGGAAUACUAUUACAAGCAGCAGCACAAUUCCUUUGCAGAUUUCCUUCAGGCUCACCUGCAGGUGGCUGACCUGGAACACCAUGUCAUCUUCACAGAGAUCACCACUUUCUCCAGACUGCUAACAAGUCACGACUGUGAGAUUUUAGAAUCAGAGGUCACAGGCAGGGCAUCAAGACCCACAAUCCUGUGGCUGCAACAGUUUGACACUGAGUACUCAUUCCUGAAAGAAGUUCGAAAUUGCUUAACUAAAACAGCCAGAUGUAAAAUCCUCAUCAUUCAGACCGAUUUUGAAGAUGGCAUUCACAGUGCUCAGCUCAUUGCCUCAGCUAAAUAUUCUGUUAUAAAUGAAAUCAAUAAGAUACAAGGAAAUGAGGACUCCAUUUUAGUCUACUUCAUCACAAAACUGUCCCGGAUGGGAAGUGGAACAUCAUAUGUGGGAUUCCAUGGAGGGCUAUGGCAGUCUGUGCACAUUGACGACCUCCGGACAUCCACAGUCAUGGUCUCGGAUGUUACUAAACUUCAGAGUGUCACCAUCAGCCAGCUGUUCAAGCCAGAAGACAAGCCUGAGCAUGAGUCACGAGGUGGAAUAGGACAUGGGACAGAAGACAACUGUGAGGAAGCGAUGGAAACAGAGUCUAGCAGAUCAGAAAAGAUGGCAGAGAUGGACAUGGAAACAGAAAGUUCUGAGAAGACAGAAAACAACACUUCUGCACUGAGGGGCAAUGAUGUAAGUGUCCUGGACACCACCAGACUGCUGAGAAGCUGUGUGCAAAGCGCUGUGGGCAUGCUCAGAGACCAGAAUGAGAGCUGCAAGCGUAGCAUGAGGAGAGUCACAGUUCUUCUCAGCCUCUUAAAUGAUGAUGAUGAAUGCAGCGCCUCUUUCUUGUGGGUAUCCAAGAUGCGCCUUUAUAUUCUUUUAAAGAAGCAAGAAGAGAACCAGUUCAAUAGUCUGAAGGAGUGGGUAGUCAGGGAAGCUUCGAAUCAGGAUGCUCUCCAGGAGGCAGGCACAUUCAGGCACACCCUCUGGAAGCGGGUGCAAGGUGCUGUCACCCCUCUUCUGGCAAGCAUGAUAUCUUUCAUUGACAGAGAUGGCAACCUCGAGCUACUGACCAGGCCAGAUUCUCCACCCUGGGCAAGAGACCUUUGGAUGUUUAUUUUCAGUGAUACUAAGCUUCUGAACAUUCCUCUUGUGAUGAAUAAUGCAAGACCUAAAAGUGAGAUGUCCUACAUUAUGGUGCAGAACUACAUGGCCCUGUCAGAGAAUGCUUCCAAUGAUGUCCCAUUCAGCUGGAGAAUCAAGGACUACCUGGAAGAGCUUUGGGUCCAGGCUCAGUACAUCACAGACGCUGAAGAACUGUCAAAGAAGUUAGUAGAAAUCUUUCAGCAGACUCCUCUGGGCAAGUUUCUUGCCCAUUUCAGUGGAGAGCAGCAGCAAGAACUUCUUCAGUGCUACAUGAAGGACUUUCUUCUCUUGACCAUGAGUGUGUCCACUGGGGAAGAACUAAAG